Molecule: messenger RNA, 1139 nt
Organism: Dreissena polymorpha
Lineage: Eukaryota; Metazoa; Mollusca; Bivalvia; Myida; Dreissenidae
Exons: 6
Coding region: 279-605 (108 amino acids)
Source: RefSeq, a predicted model, not a curated record
UGCGGAAGUGUGGUUGCAUUUCCGAACUGUAGAUUUCUUUGCUUAGAUGUUCGGAAUUAUGAACACCCGCUCUACUUGAACCUAAUAUAAUGUGAUUUUAAACUACAAUAUUUCAAAAUGGUACGCCAUACUUUGAAUUCGUAGGAUGUGUGAACAAAUAUUUAUGACGUCAUUAGUAAAUCACGUCAUCAGGGCCUGUAUUUACCAACAAUUCUUAACUUAAGAAUAAAGAAAGAAACCAAGUCUCUGGAACGAAAUAUGGACUAAACCAUAUCAAAAUGGGUAAUGGAAGUAUUGGCAGACAUGGGAACCAAAACAGAUCUCAGGAAGAGGAAGGAGUAGCUAAAUGGUCGUCUUUCAAAUUCACGGAAAGACUACAUGCUAUUACAAACGGAGCCGAACUUGCAACAUAUCUAGAAGAAUUAACGCGGUUCACGUCUGAUCUACAAGCUGAAAUAGAAUCACGUACUGUGGAUAAUAAGCGGAUGAAAGAAGAAAACACCAGACUUGCAAGUCAGCUAGAACAAGUCAUCGCCGAACGUGAUCGGCUAAAUUCCUACAUUUUGAAAUUGAAAGAAGAAAUCACUUCAUUUAAAAUCAAGUAAGAAGAAGUUUUACCUGUGCAUCAAGUUCUUGAUGUUAAUGACAAGUUGAACACAUCUUUUGAAAUGCGUUUAUAUUGUAAUUUAGGGACACCAUCGUACCACUUUAUUAUUCAAACUAUAGUUCAUGGUUAAUUUAUCCAAAAAAAGCAAGAUUACUUAAAAUUGGACUAUGUAAACUUGUGACUAAACGUGUUAACAACAAUAAUGUUAUUUUAAAGAAAUGUUUUAGACAGUCAAUUAUAAAAAGUUAGAGGUAACUUUAUUGAUCAAUAUGGUUCAUAUCUAAUCCCUCUUCGUUUGUAAUGCACAGACUAUUUGUCAGCGUCUGUGUUUAUACUACAAUAUUUAUUGAUUGUUUAAUGAAUGUUACCCUGUUUGUCUUAAUAUAUGGAAUUAAAUAUUUUUCGACAAAUCUUAAAAAGAAUUAGUGUGAAGUUUGUGUGUAUUUAAGUUAUAAGCCAAAUGUUCAAAACUGGUUUCGUUUAUUGUAUCGUAUGUGUGUAAUAUAAUGACGUUAAGCUUACUUUUAUAUAA